Molecule: messenger RNA, 402 nt
Organism: Strongyloides ratti
Lineage: Eukaryota; Metazoa; Nematoda; Chromadorea; Rhabditida; Strongyloididae
Exons: 2
Coding region: 1-402 (133 amino acids)
Source: RefSeq, a predicted model, not a curated record
AUGAUAUUUUUGGUAUAUUUAGAAAGUGGUGUUAUAGAUAUAAAUUUUAAUACAAGAUUAUAUUGUUGGGUAUCUAAUUGUUUAUAUGGACUUGGUUUAUUAGGAUCUGUUUCAAUUUUUUAUAUACUUGUUGUUGAAAGAACAAUUGCAAAUUCUAUUGCUAUUAAUACUACUGGCUUAAGAAGAAGGAUUAUAAGACUUGAAUUAUUACAAUCAACAUAUAUUUUAACUUCAAUUACAAUUAUCCUUAUAACUUUAAUAACACAUUUUAAAUUAUAUUUUUUAACAAAACGUUCCUUUAAAAAAAUGAACAAAGUUCAGCCCACAAAUCAUAAACAAAUUUCAUGUAUAAAAAAUGAAAAUGAUAUUUAUUUUCAACAGUUAAAAAAACAAUGGGAUUAA